AUGGCCACUGCCAGCAUUCUCCCUGCCAUUGCCGGGCUGCAGCGCCCUCCAACUAUCCAAGACCUUGAACUGUCACGGGCUGUACAUAAUAGCCUUGUCCAUCCUGAGGAGCAGCCAAAUAUCUCUGACGCCACACUCAAAGCCUUGGGCGAACUGUUCGUGCGCAACAGCGUCCAGGACAUCUUCGGUGUUCACCUACUUCACAGCCACUUCAUUGCACCCGAGGGAACUGUACUGCUUGGGAUCGAGGCCCAGUUGUCGGAGAGGUCAUCCGCCUGCUGGACCAAGCCAGUUUCCGUGGCGGAGCUAGCCAACAAGGCAGUCCACGGUCACGUCUUUCGACUGCAGUCCGACGGGAUGUUCGUCCCUUACGAGCUCCACGAAGGCAAGGUAGAUGCUAAAGCAGCUAGCACCGAACCUAAAUUCUUUCAGGAAUUUGCCAACUUUCUACACCAUAACAACCUAGCUGACUUGAUUGCUUUACAACUGCUUGACAGCUCCCGGAAUAGCACCAGUAUGGAGCUUCUGGUCGGGCCCCAAGGCACUUUGAUGGUGGAUGAGAAGGACCUCAUCGGGUUUGAUCCGCCCCGCAUCACCACUGGUUGGUCCUUUAAAGUAGGAGACGACGGGGUCAUUUCUUGCAAGGGUAAUGAUGUCUACGCGGCCAAGAAGAACACCCACGGAGUCUUCCAAGAUUCAAAGCCGCUUCACACUGUUGAGGCUUUGAUGGAAGCUCUCCGCGGGGAAGGGGUGAUUGCGUAA
Molecule: messenger RNA, 762 nt
Organism: Blastomyces gilchristii SLH14081
Lineage: Eukaryota; Fungi; Ascomycota; Eurotiomycetes; Onygenales; Ajellomycetaceae
Exons: 2
Coding region: 1-762 (253 amino acids)
Source: RefSeq, a predicted model, not a curated record